AUGCUGGAGAAGGAACCGGAUUCGAUGGCCGUUACGAUGAAGCAGGAUUACGCCGCAAGUGAAGUGUACAGCACCACUAGUGAAGCUCCACCCGCCUACAAAGUGCGCCAGGCCAAUUCGGUGAAGAUCGCCAAGAUCAUCGCCAUCACCGUGGUGCUAUCGUCCUUCAUUCUGGGAUCGUUCAUCCUGGCCUCGUCCUAUUUGCAGGCCAAGCAGUCUUGCGACCAAAUGCAGGCCCUCGAUGCAGUCCUAAACAAGGAGCUAAUGCUGGAGGCGAUGCAGCAGGAACUACCGAAGGCGCAGGCUUUGAUGCAGGACAACCUCUCGGCCGACGAAUCCAACCUCCAGACGAUCGAUCGGGACGACGCCAAGAAGCACAAGCAGGAGGAGUCCCACAAGCAGCACAAGGAAGAUUCGGAUGAGUCGAGCGAUUCCGAGGAUGAAGACGAUUCGUCGAACGAUGGCGAGAGCGACGAGUCGGUCGACAUGAACAAUCGUAUCCACGUUAAGUUACCGCUGGAUCUGCAUCUGACCGACCUGGCAAACGCCAUCCUACGGGAGAACCAGAAAUCCCGCAUGAACUGCAUCGUCGAGCGACGCCGUUCGGAGGAAAUGGUUGAUUCUCCCGCCAAAAUGAUGCGCCUUCCGUUCGGAAUGGAUAUGGCCACCGAUCCCAAGCAGCAGAAGGUCACCGGCGAGCGCAUUGCCAUUUUCUGCGAAUCUGGAAACGAGCUGAAGAAUGAAGAGGCUGAACCCGUCCGUCAGGUGUUGAUUCCGAUUCCGCCAGUGCGUGCCUUCGGUCCAAUCACUCAUCUGCCCCAGCAGAUGGGCCCAGCGCCCCAGACGAUCAUUCGUCAGAUGCCGCAAACGUUCUUCCGUAUGCCCUUCAUGAACCCUCACAAUCAGCCUCAGCCCCACCAGCAGCCCCAGCAGCUGCCACAGCAGCUUCCUCCGAUUCCAGCCCAGAUGAUGCAGGCACCGCACCCGGACGCACCAAUGGGACGCCCGAACUUCCAUCCAUUCCUCCGGCAGCUGCCUCAGAUCAUUGCCGCCCAGAUGCACCAGCAAUCUCCCCCGCAGCCCCAGCCAGAAAUGCCGCCACGCACUGAGGUCCGCAUCCACCUGCAGCGUAUCCCAAUCCCGGAGAUCAUGCGCCCCUUCCUGCCGCCACAGAUCAUGCGCAGCCAGCCGGAACCGGAGCAGCCGCAGCAACAGCUACCCCAGCAGCCGCAGCAACCCCAGCCACCGCAACCGCAGGAGGUACAGAUCCGUGAGAUGCCACUCGAUAUGGCCAUGCAGAAGUUCGGCAUGCCCUCGUCGGACGAGAUGAACGUUGCCGACUUUGCCGCGCAGAAGUUCACCGAGCAGCUGCGUUCGCUCAUUGCCCGUAUCGCCGAGUCGGAGGAAAGCGAAGAGGAAACCGAUUCGUAUCGUAACGCCCCGAAUCAGGAAGGUCCCUCGCCGCACUCGGAUGAGCGCGAACUCCAGGAGCAGCAGCCACCACGUCCCACCGAACCGGAAACGGCGCACCAGGAGGACCAAGAACAGCAGCAGCUCCCAUCGCAGCAACCACAGCAGCAACAGCCACAUCAGCCGGAAUCACAGGAAAUGAUCCCGAUGGGACGUAUCCAUUACGGUCGCAGCCUACUGACUCCGAUCAACCUUCCUGGCAAGGUCGUGGAAACGGCUCCCUCUGAGGAGGAUGCUGUCCGCCCGCAUUAUGUCCAACCACGAUCGGUUUAGAUCAGUACAAACUGGGCGGACGGAAGUUCCUGUCCGCAACGCCCUAUGGGCUUGUUUUCUUCUUCUUCUUCUUUUGUUUCUGUGCUCACCAGCCGCCUGCAAACAAAUAAAAAAGAAUACAUGUGAUUUUAAUACAGAACUACCACACGAAUACAAAACAUAACUACACCAAUAAUGGACACUGUUGGACCCUCUUCUGCAGGAAUCUGGCUUCAAUGGGUAGGCGGGCUUACAUUCUGUGAGCCAGGAAGAUAGGUAAAGUCUGGCAAAAUGAACGAAUCUCAAUAGCGUAGGCGAACAACAGCCAGGAAAGCGUAGAUGGCAUGUAAAUAUACAUUGGAUUGGAGUGACUAUGCAUAGCAGAUGGUAUGUUGUAGCAGUUGACACAAUUCCCACUGGUACCAAAUCACCAGGCAUGGGAAGGGUAACGACGGGAUUGUUUUAAUACAACCACAAACAGCUGUGCACACCAUAUCGAAAGGUUUCCUACGCUAAGUGAUAAGGAAGAGACGAAGUGAAAGAGAAAAGGGGUUAAAGUACACAUAUUUGGUCCAUGUGUAAUUGAAAGAUUUUACAGCAACAGAAAGACGAGGAAAGCGAUGCGAUACCUUCUCCACCAAUAAGUGCAACUGAAAGAAGAACAGCAUUUUUUACAAUAAAAUUUGUAACUAUCUGGACACACCGACAUCCUGGAAAAUACCGCCGAGUGCACACUUUUCCUAUUUCAUCCCUUGUUUUUUAAUAAGGUGUUUCAUUGUAGGAGAACAUUAGGUUUGUCGCCGAAUGUUAACGAUCGCUUCCUGUUUUUAAAGGGCAAAUUGUCUAAAAUGUAUGUGCAAAGCUGAUAAUAAAUCAAUAAUAAUUUUAAUUGAUC
Anopheles coustani is the source of this 2617-nucleotide messenger RNA. RefSeq names its product putative mediator of RNA polymerase II transcription subunit 26 (gene Msr-110). The transcript has 6 exons. Lineage: Eukaryota; Metazoa; Arthropoda; Insecta; Diptera; Culicidae. The record is from RefSeq and is a predicted model, not a curated record. The coding region runs from base 1 to 1743 and encodes 580 amino acids.